AUGACGACGCCACGGAUGGACCCAAGUGUGUUGGAGAUUUCGGACAUCCUCAGGGACCCUGCCGCGGAAGAGGCCUUUCUGCGUGGAGUCGGGCUGGUGCCGACGCCGACAGUUCGACCUCAGAGGACCAGAACCCGUCAAGGCCGUCCACCGACGUCUAACUUCUGGGGCGUCUGCAAGGAUCUAGGGUUCAAUCCCAGCGAGCCGGGAUGCGAGGGAGAAGUCGUCACAUACCAUCACUGGUGCAGAAAAGGUACCAGACCUAGCUUCAAAUGCAACCACUGCAGGAAGCAGGUUUCACAGCUCCGCAGUUCCGAUGCAUUGCACGGGCAGCCAGAGCAGGGCUCAUUUUUUGCUUGUACCGACGUACUGGGAUGCCCCAACGUGAAACUCUCGCGAACGGAAAUAAUCUGGUUGACGUACGCCUUGGCUAAUGGGCUCUCCGCCAGGAGCACUAAAAAGCUGGUGCAGAAUGUAUUUAAAAUGAGCAAUAGCACCCGCACAGACUGGAGAAAUUAUGUUAGGGAGGUGGCGCUGGCCGAGCUUUUAGAACAGCCGCCGAUGGGAGGUGUAGGCCAGGUCGUUCAGAUCGACGAGUGCCUAAUGAGAGGCAGACGCAAAUCUAAGCGAGGUCGCCUCCUCACUGGAGACGUUCCUCCCAGGUGCCGUAACAACUACAACGGUGUAGCGGACCGGGGUCCAUGGAUUUUUGGAAUGCUCUACGUUCAGACAAAAGAGCUGAGGCUCUUCGAAGUUGACAAGAGGGACGCCGCUACCUUUGGCCCCGUAAUCGCCAAAAAUGUCCUCCCAGGCACCACAGUUCACAGCGACGAAUGGGCUGCGUAUCAAUGUAUACCCACUCUUUUGGACGCCAAUGGAGCGCAAUUGAACCUCGACUGGCACACCGUAAAUCACAGCGUAAACUUUGUGGACCCUGUAACAGGGGCAAACACGCAAUGCAUAGAGAAACGGACCGCCUCCGUUCUUAUUUGGAACGCGUACAAGAUCGCACCCCUGGACACCGGCCUUUGCCUGGACUUCGAGGUCCUUUCGAACUACUGCCUUGCCUGCAGCCGGCACAGGGUCCUGCCAGAUGAGGAAGAAGUCUGGCAGGCAUUUCAUAGCCCUGUGUGUCAAAAGAAUGUAGACUGUUCAUCCCAUGCUACGGAGACUGAAGCAGCAGUGCGUAUAUGGCAGAGGAGCCGAUCUUACGACACACCACAGUAUUUCAGAAAGUUUCUUAGCGACGGGGACUCGAAAGCCUAUGCAGCAGUGGUAGAGGCCAAUGCCUACAGUGGUGUCCUUAUUGAAAAAGAAGAUUGCACUAAUCACGUGGCAAAGUGCCUCAGAACCGCUCUCCGGAAGCUAAAACAACUCCUGCCAAGAGGAGAGAAACUGAAGGAGCCUGCUAUCCUAGAGCUGCAGACCUACUAUCAGGUUGCUAUUACUAGCAACAGGGGCAGCGUGAAAGGAAUGUAUAGAGCAAUUUGGGCCUCAUAUUUUCACUCAUGCUCAUCCGAUGGUGCUAGCAGCCAUAAGCUUUGUCCAGAAGGAGCAAAAUCCUGGUGCAAGCACCGGCGUGCUCAAGCGUCGGGUGAGCCUGCACUAACCCACACACCACUACUGACCAAGGCCCAGAGAAAGGCAAUAUUGCCGAUCUACAAACGGCUCACCGGUGAGAAGUUGCUGGCCAGGUGCAUCCAAGGCAAAACCCAAAAUGCCGCGGAGUCAUUGAAUAGCAAAAUAUGGCUUCUCUGCCCCAAAACGAGAUUUGCUUCACGGUAUGUAGUGGAAAUGGCUACUGCCUUGGCUGUCCUCUGGUUCAACAGAGGGCACACCUGCUUUAAGCGUGUCCUCAAAGAACUAGGCGUGCUUCCAUCUGAAAGUCUGGUGGAGAUUGGCACAUCCAAAGACAUUGCAAGGCAGAAAAAAAUGUCCUUGAAGCUGACUGCGGAAGCGAGAGCAAAUCGCCGCACACUGACAAAAAAAGCACGUGUUGAGGAGUGCACUCGCAAGGGCCGUGAGGGAGAGACAUACGCUGCAGGAAGUUUCUAGUGGCAGUCGCUGUUUUAUGAACAAUUUUCUUCUUUUAUGUCAAAAUUUGAUUGGAAUUCAAGCCCUCUUUUGUAAACAAACAUGCA
Messenger RNA from Dermacentor albipictus, 2141 nucleotides. The record is from RefSeq and is a predicted model, not a curated record. Lineage: Eukaryota; Metazoa; Arthropoda; Arachnida; Ixodida; Ixodidae.